This is a messenger RNA of Knipowitschia caucasica, 2706 nucleotides long. The record is from the annotation of a GenBank genome assembly. Lineage: Eukaryota; Metazoa; Chordata; Actinopteri; Gobiiformes; Gobiidae.
AUGAUGGCCGCCGCAGUGGAAGUGUGUGGAGGAGGAAGAGGAGGUCAGAGUGUGUGGAGGAGGAAGAGGAGGUCAGAGUGUGUGGAGGAGGAAGAGGAGGUCAGAGUGUGUGGAGGAGGAAGAGGAGAUCAGAGUGUGGAGGAGGAAGAGGAGGUCAGAGUGUGUGGAGGAGGAAGAGGAGGUCAGAGUGUGUGGAGGAGGAAGAGGAGGUCAGAGUGUGUGGAGGAGGAGGAGGAGGUCAGAGUGUGUGGAGGAGGAAGAGGAGGUCAGAGUGUGUGGAGGAGGACGAGGAGGUCAGAGUGUGUGGAGGAGGACGAGGAGGUCAGAGUGUGUGGAGGAGGAAGAGGAGGUCAGAGUGUGUGGAGGAGGACGAGGAGGUCAGAGUGUGUGGAGGAGGAAGAGGAGAUCAGAUUGUGUGGAGGAGGAAGAGGUCAGUGUGGAGGAGGAGGAGGUCAGAGUGUGUGGAGGAGGAGGAGGAGGUCAGUGUGGAGGAGGAGGAGGUCAGAGUGUGUGGAGGAGGAGGAGGUCAGAGUGUGUGGAGGAGGAGGAGGUCAGUGUGGAGGAGGAGGAGGUCAGAGUGUGUGGAGGAGGAGGAGGUCAGUGAGGAGGAGGUCAGAGUGUGUGGAGGGGGAGGAGGUCAGAGUGGAGGAGGAGGAGGUCAGUGUGGAGGAGGAGGAGGAGGUCAGUGUGGAGGAGGAGGAGGUCAGUGUGGAGGAGGAGGAGGUCAGAGUGGAGGAGGAGGAGGUCAGAGUGUGUGGAGGAGGAAGAGUGUGGAGGAGGAGGAGGUCAGAGUGUGUGGAGGAGGACGAGGAGGUCAGAGUGUGUGGAGGAGGACGAGGAGGUCAGAGUGUGUGGAGGAGGACGAGGAGGUCAGAGUGUGUGGAGGAGGACGAGGAGGUCAGAGUGUGUGGAGGAGGACGAGGAGGUCAGAGUGUGUGGAGGAGGAAGAGGAGAUCAGAUUGUGUGGAGGAGGAAGAGGUCAGUGUGGAGGAGGAGGAGGUCAGUGUGUGGAGGAGGAGGAGGUCAGAGUGUGUGGAGGAGGAGGAGGAGGUCAGUGUGGAGGAGGAGGAGGUCAGAGUGUGUGGAGGAGGAGGAGGUCAGAGUGUGUGGAGGAGGAGGAGGUCAGUGUGGAGGAGGAGGAGGUCAGAGUGUGUGGAGGAGGAGGAGGUCAGAGUGUGUGGAGGGGGAGGAGGUCAGAGUGGAGGAGGAGGAGGUCAGUGUGGAGGAGGAGGAGGUCAGUGUGGAGGAGGAGGAGGUCAGAGUGGAGGAGGAGGACGAGGAGGUCAGAGUGUGUGGAGGAGGACGAGGAGGUCAGAGUGUGUGGAGGAGGACGAGGAGGUCAGAGUGUGUGGAGGAGGAAGAGGAGAUCAGAUUGUGUGGAGGAGGAAGAGGUCAGUGUGGAGGAGGAGGAGGUCAGAGUGUGUGGAGGAGGAGGAGGUCAGUGUGGAGGAGGAGGAGGUCAGUGUGGAGGAGGAGGAGGAGGUCAGUGUGGAGGAGGAGGAGGUCAGAGUGGAGGAGGAGGAGGUCAGUGUGGAGGAGGAGGAGGUCAGUGUGGAGGAGGAGGAGGUCAGUGUGGAGGAGGAGGAGGAGGUCAGUGUGGAGGAGGAGGAGGUCAGAGUGGAGGAGGAGGAGGUCAGUGUGGAGGAGGAGGAGGUCAGUGUGGAGGAGGAGGAGGUCAGUGUGGAGGAGGAGGAGGUCAGAGUGGAGGAGGAGGACGAGGAGGUCAGAGUGUGUGGAGGAGGAGGAGGUCAGAGUGUGUGGAGGAGGAGGAGGUCAGUGUGGAGGAGGAGGAGGUCAGUGUGUGGAGGAGGACGAGGAGGUCAGAGUGUGUGGAGGAGGACGAGGAGGUCAGAGUGUGUGGAGGAGGACGAGGAGGUCAGAGUGUGUGGAGGAGGAAGAGGAGAUCAGAUUGUGUGGAGGAGGAAGAGGUCAGUGUGGAGGAGGAGGAGGUCAGAGUGUGUGGAGGAGGAGGAGGAGAGGUCAGAGUGUGUGGAGGAGGAGGAGGUCAGUGUGGAGGAGGAGGAGGUCAGAGUGUGUGGAGGAGGAGGAGGUCAGAGUGUGUGGAGGAGGAGGAGAGUGGAGGAGGAGGAGGUCAGUGUGGAGGAGGAGGAGGUCAGUGUGGAGGAGGAGGAGGUCAGUGUGGAGGAGGAGGAGGAGGUCAGUGUGGAGGAGGAGGAGGUCAGAGUGGAGGAGGAGGAGGUCAGAGUGUGUGGAGGAGGAGGAGGUCAGAGUGGAGGAGGAGGAGGUCAGAGUGUGUGGAGGAGGAGGAGGUCAGUGUGGAGGAGGAGGAGGUCAGAGUGUGUGGAGGAGGAGGAGGUCAGUGUGGAGGAGGAGGAGGUCAGUGUGGAGGAGGUCAGUGUGGAGGAGGAGGAGGUCAGUGUGGAGGAGGAAGGAGGUCAGAGUGGAGGAGGAGGAGGAGGUCAGAGUGUGUGGAGGAGGAGGAGGUCAGUGUGUGUGGAGGAGGAGGAGGUCAGUGUGGAGGAGGAGGAGGAGAGGUUUGUGGUGUGUUGUGUAGAGAGGUUUGUGGUGUGUUGUGUAGAGGUUUGUGGUGUAUUGUGUUGUGUAGAGAGGUUUGUGGUGUGUUGUGUAGAGAGGUUUGUGGUGUAUUGUGUAGAGAGGUUUGUGGUGUGUUGUGUAGAGAGGUUCGUGGUGUGUUGUGUAGAGGUUUGUGGUGUGUUGUGUAGAGGUUUGUGGUGUGUUGUGUAG